Salvia miltiorrhiza (redroot sage) is the source of this 1509-nucleotide messenger RNA. Its product is annotated as 36.4 kDa proline-rich protein. NCBI's taxonomy places the organism in Eukaryota, Viridiplantae, Streptophyta, Magnoliopsida, Lamiales, Lamiaceae. The record is from RefSeq and is a predicted model, not a curated record. The transcript has a single exon. Bases 171 to 1346 code for a protein of 391 amino acids.
UGAACUCGUAAUUUUUACUAUCAAGAUUUCGACUCUGAAGAUAUAAUACUGAUAAAAGAGUAGGCACGUUGUGCUUUUUUCUAGACAAUCUAGGAUAGCACAUAGUUUUGGUGACUUCAUUUUGUCUAUAAAAGAAUGGUUGCAACACAUCCAUAGGUACUCUCAUAAUCAUGGCUAAGUUCAACACCAUCCAAGCCCUAAUUCUUGUGCUCAAUUUGGGGAUUUUGCAUCUCUCUCUAGCAUGCCCAUAUUGUCCAUACCCAAGUCCUUCAAGACCUCCCAAGCUGCCACCCAAACGCCCACCAAAGAUCAAGCCUCCGGCCGCCAAGCCGCCGCCUUCCACCUCCAAACCACCACCGUGCCCACCGCCGCAUCGGCCGAAACCUCCACCCCACAUUCCCAAACCUCCAUCUCAUACACCUAAAGCACCACCACAUGUGCCUAAGCCACCCACUCUCCACCCUCCGAAACACCCGAAACCACCUUCGCACGCGCCUAAACCACCCGUCGUCCACCCUCCGCCCACUCAUCCGUCGCCCCACUACCCCAAACCACCCGUCGUCCACCCCCCGAUCAUCCCUAAACCGCCACCCCACUACCCUAAACCGCCCGUCGUCCACCCCCCGACCAUCCCUAAACCGCCACCCCACUACCCUAAACCGCCCGUCGUCCACCCCCCGACCAUCCCUAAACCGCCACCCCACUACCCUAAACCGCCCGUCGUCCACCCCCCGACCAUCCCUAAACCGCCUCCCCACGAGCCCGAACCGCCCGUCGUCCACCCCCCGACCAUCCCUAAACCGCCUCCCCACGAGCCCGAACCACCCGUCGUCCACCCACCGAUCAUCCCCAAACCACCACCCCACGGCCCGAAACCACCGGUCAUCCAACCCCCGGUCAUCCCCAAACCGCCUCCCCACGAGCCCGAACCACCGGUCGUCUACCCCCCGAUCAUCCCCAAACCGCCACCCCACGAGCCCGAACCACCCGUUGUCACCCCGAACCCGCCCCCACCGAUCACUCCCAUCACCCCACCACCCGGAACCCCAUGCCCGCCGCCGCCACCGCUACCGCCGCCACCGGAAGGGCAAGGCACGUGCCCCACACUAAAACUAGAUGCAUGUGUGGAUGUAUUGGGUGGGCUAAUCCACAUAGGCAUCGGCAGCAGCGCCAAAGAUGCAUGCUGCCCAGUUCUUAGUGGGCUGCUAGACUUAGACGCAGCACUCUGCCUUUGCACCACCAUUAAAGCUAAGCUUCUCAACAUCAACAUCAUCAUUCCCAUUGCUCUUCAACUCCUCAUCGAUUGUGGAAAAACCCCACCUUCUGACUUCCAAUGCUCUGCUUGAACUUCUAUGUUACUUUUACUCAUGCAAGAAAAAAAAAAGGAGAAUGAGUUUCCUAUGUUGUGUUAGGGAUUAUCUUUUUUUUUGUUUACUUUUUUUAUGAGUUUGAAUUGUAAUAUUUCAGUUUCUGAGUACUACUCUUUGUUGAAUAAUUGUUGCAGCAAUU